AUGGAUGAAAGUCAAUUCCGUCGCGCCUGUGACCGAUGCCAUAACCAUAAACUACGAUGUAAACGGAACGGGGCGAGUGGCUGCGCUCGCUGCAUCAAAGCCGGGGUCAAUUGUGUCUUUAGCCCGUCCCUCCGUGGACGAAAAUCACGGCAAGGACCAGCCGGAGACAACGAAGGCGAUCAGUCUGUGCGCUCAGCUGCGAGUUUGAAUUCAAAUGCACAGCAACAAGACAAUGUGCCAGGCCCUACCACAAACCAGCAACUAUUGCAUAACAUAUCAGAACGUGAUGGUUGUGUUGGCAUAGAAGACAUAAUGCAGCUUGAUCUGGGGUUGAUGGAUUGGCCCGCACAAGAUGCAGACAAAUCUGAGUAUAGCCUUCAUCCUGGCCUGGAUCCCCCGAUAGCUCCAAGACCGUUGAGCAAGCACGAUGAAGCUCAGCAAAUAGCCUUCUCUUCAUCGGAUAGCAUCAUGGAUAGCCCAAAGACAAUCUAUACUGAGUUCUUUGCAACGGCUUAUAAAGACGUGUCAGGUUCACAGAUGACUUCGCACUCCGGUGACACAUCUGGUUGGAUGACUGCAGACUAUGCUGGUGAAAUUGCUGCGACCCCUUGGAUGUCGCAAACCUCACAAAUGGGCCAUAUGUCACCACAUCAACUGCAGACUUUGCCCAGCAAGGAUUAUCAGCCUGACCCUAAUCGAAAAUUAGUCGACAACGGAGGAACAUCUCGUUACAACCACUCGCCACAUCAGUCUGCCUCAGAGGGGGAUGCGAACCCUCGUGUGUCACGGCACGACAAUUGGGUUCGAAGGCUAUCGGAUAUCAAUAUCAAGUUGUAUCAACAUGCCGCCCUAAUGUCACCUCGCGAUGAGCACACACUAAACACUCACUCCUCAAACUACAGUUCUUUCCCUGACGAUGAUGGCUCGUUCCUCUCAAACAAAGACGUAGCAGUUGAUCAGACCUUCAUUAUUACACGGCAGCUACUCGAAAUACUUAACACCCAACAUCCGCCUUCCAAUGGCAUGGACCGUGGUAGCUGUGUACGGGGCACUUUUUCCGACUCUCUGGAUCAUGGCACUCUCCUGCUCAUAUUUUCCUCUUAUCUCCGUGUCCUUGAUGUUUACUCUGCCAUCUUUCGCCAAUUACAUUCCUCGCUUAGUCCGCACCCGUCACGACCAUCAACCUCUGCUUCAUUCAAUCACCCUUCUAACCCUUUCUGUGGCACGGAUGCUCCCACUCACGGCGGCCUGUCGCGUUUCCCGACGCUCAGGAUUGGCGACUUCUCGCUUCAAGCCCCUUCUUCGCUGCACACACUACUUGUUGUCCAGCUAGCGGAGCAGCUACUCCAGCGUAUUUAUGUAACGAUGCAACACUUGAACCGCCGUCGAUCUCAGCGACAUUCAGUCUCAGAACCUUCGCCUCCUCGACCCUCCAGUAAUCGUCACGACACUUUUGAUGGAGCUGCCGAGGAAAAAAAAUGUCGGAGAUGUGUCUGA
Penicillium malachiteum is the source of this 1497-nucleotide messenger RNA. RefSeq names its product Zn(II)2Cys6 domain-containing transcription factor fumR (gene fumR). The record is from RefSeq and is a predicted model, not a curated record. The transcript is spliced from 2 exons. Gene Ontology annotation, biological process: regulation of DNA-templated transcription. Bases 1 to 1497 code for a protein of 498 amino acids. NCBI's taxonomy places the organism in Eukaryota, Fungi, Ascomycota, Eurotiomycetes, Eurotiales, Aspergillaceae. Gene Ontology annotation, molecular function: zinc ion binding; DNA-binding transcription factor activity, RNA polymerase II-specific.